AUGCUGUUUGGGGGCAAGGACAUUGCACUGUUGGAGCAUGGGUGCCAGGCCCUUGCGGUGAACAGUUACAAGUCCCUGAUGAUCCGAGGUAUCCCGGAAGACUGAAAUCAUGAGAACUUUGAAGAGAUCACAAGUCCCCCACCCCGACCCUAAAACUUUGAAGUGGCUGGAAAGGCCUUUGUGGAAGAAGAGAGCUCUGGAGCAUCCACCUUUAGGCUGGCUGAGGGCAUCAAUUACGCCGUGAUCCCCAGGGAAAUCAAGGGCAAUGGCAGAACGUGGAGCGUGGUCUACAUGCCCCAGAAGCAGUUCCUGACCAAACCGACCGUCUUCCCGCAGAGCGAGGGCGGGACGGUGAAGGAUGUGUCCGGGGUCCUGAGACAGGAGCUGCGUCCAACAGUGAUGGGCCCCAAAGAGCUUCCUGCCAGGAAGUGCACUGUGUAGGGGCCAGGGAAGAAGCAGGGGGCUGGGGCCACGGACAGGGUGAUCCAAGUGCCACCUCUGGACUCCUCAGAGAAGCAAAGCAAGGCUGGAGAUGGCAAGAAAGGCAAGGGGACACAGAAAAACCGUUGACAGCACCACGCAUCUGACAAGGAGCUGUGA
Molecule: messenger RNA, 600 nt
Organism: Budorcas taxicolor (takin)
Lineage: Eukaryota; Metazoa; Chordata; Mammalia; Artiodactyla; Bovidae
Gene: PNMA8C
Product: PNMA family member 8C
Source: RefSeq, a predicted model, not a curated record